Messenger RNA from Anas platyrhynchos (mallard), 7210 nucleotides. RefSeq names its product von Willebrand factor A domain containing 5B1 (gene VWA5B1). Lineage: Eukaryota; Metazoa; Chordata; Aves; Anseriformes; Anatidae. The record is from RefSeq and is a predicted model, not a curated record.
GCUUUCCAGCCAGCGGGGGCCACGGGGACGUUUUCUGCCUGGUUAUGAGACCGACACUGAGGAUGGGGUGGGAGUGAGAUCCCUGAGGGCACAGCUGGCCUGUGCUCGGCACAAGUGGCUGCGUUCUCACCUCUCCCCACUCCCUCCUCACCCUCAGCCACCUUUUGGACACGGGGGCCAUGCCAUGGGUGCGCUGUGGGUGCUGGGGACCCUGUGGUCCCUUUCUGGGUGGUGGCACUGCCAGGACCCCGGCGCUGUUUUGGGGGCUGGGCUACCUGCAUACAGCAGUCAGGGUUUUCUUUUCUCCUCAAUGCAUGAAAACAAACCUCAGGAGAGCAUUUUUCUGCCUCUGCCUUGAGCACACCUGCUCCAGAGACAGUUUUUUUGGCGGCACCAAAGCCUUUAGGGGCACGGAUAUCACCUGAGCAGCCCUCUGGGCUUCACACCCUGCUUCCAGGCACGUAAUUGCCCUUUACCCGAGCUUAAAAUCCAGCUCCCAGCCUGCCCGUGGCGAUCACACCCGUGCUGUGCAGCAGAGCCCCUCUGUCUGCACGUCACAGCGACCAUCCUCCGACGUCGGCGCAGCAGCAGCAGCAGCACCAGCCCCGUGCGUGGCGCACCGAAUUCAGCCGGGCUGAGCUCCCAGCUCCUCACCAGCACAGCUCCCUCCCCGGCGGCCCGAGAAAGAUCAUUUGCAAAGCAAGGGGAAAAUAAAGCCUGAGCGUGGCCAGCCGAGUGACGACUGACGUCCAGAGCCCUGUGCUGCUGCUCCCCUGGCGGGCAGGAUUACGGGCACGGCUGGUUUUGCUGAUGCAGCGAGCGCAGGGCGGCCGCGCUGAUCUGUCCUGAGGCCGGGCCAGUGGCUGUGACGCUGCAGCAAGCGGUGUCCGAGGCUGGGAGGAUGCAGGGAUGCUCCACACAUGCCAGCAGAAAUUGCUGGGGAGCGAGGGUGCUGCCGGCUGGGAGCUUGGGGUGGGCUCCUGGGGGGCGCAGGGGGUGCGCCGGGGGUCCCCGUGCCCGCUCCCUGCUCUGUGCUGCAGUCACUGACUGGUGUCGGAUCCUCCAGCCCUGUCCUGGGGCAGGGAAUGGAGCCCCCCUGAGCCCUCCACAUCUUUUUGGGCAAUUUUGGGGCAGGGCUCGGGCUCACCUGGGGUGGGAGCUGGCACCCCGGCCCUUGGGGGAGAGGAGCUGGCACCGAGGAAAGCUGCAGGGAGAGGGCUGAGAUGUGCUUGGCAGGAGCGGCCGCUUUGCAUCCGAAUGGCUCUGCUGUGCCAGGAUGAGUCACCCUGUGCAGGAGAUGGGGAACGUGUCCCCUGGGGGGGAUGAGGACAGCCUGGAAGGCCACAGCCACCCCCUUCUGUCCCCGCUCCAGCAGUAACGGGGGGCUGGCGAGGUGUGCUGCUCACCCCCACGAUGUCCUGCUGCUGCCUGGCCCCACAGGGUCCUGCAUCCCCCAUCGGUGUCUUAUGGGGUCUCACCUCCGUCCCCACUUCUGCCAGCAGGGCCAUCACCCCGGGACUUGUCCCAUGGAGAUUUCCUGCCCUCUGUCCUACCCACAGGGCUGCAAAAAACCCAGGAGCCAGUAGCAAGACCGCUGCGGGGAGCGAGCGAGGAAAACCGCAGGCACAGCAGGGCUGCUGAAGACACCAAGAGGUGACGGGGACGUGCGGGUCCCCCAGGGCUCCUCCUUGCGUCCCCCAGCUCGCCACCAGGCACCCCGUGACCACCGGCCCCGCGGGGGAGAUGCCGGGGGGGCUGCUCAACCGCGGCACCCGGCGCCCGCUGCCGCUCGCCGCCUCCGAGGUGACCUCGUGCGUCAGCGGCUACGCCUGCGGGGUGACGGCCUCGCUCACCUACCGCAACCCGGAGGCGCAGCCGUGCGAAGGGCUCUUCGUCUUCCCCCUGGACGAGCACACAACCGUGGUGGGGUUCGAGGCGGCGGUGUGCCGGCGUGCCAUCACCGUGCAGAUCAAGGACAAGGCCAAGAUCGAUGCCACCUAUUUCGACGGCUGCGGCCUCCCCGACGGACAAGCUCACGACAGGAGCGGAAGGAUUGUGUUGGACGAGGACUUGGAGAGGAUCGCUUUUGUGGCUAGCCUGGGCACGAUUCCUCCCCUGGAAAGCAUCUCCGUCUUCAUCAGCACCUCCUCGGAGCUGCAGACUCUGCCCAGCGGGGCCGUGAGGGUCCUGCUGCCAGCUGUGUGCGUCCCCAGGGUCCCGCAGCACAGCUCGGAGAGCUCCAGCACCCUUCCUGCACACCAGCUCCGGACAGCCAAGCCCUGCUGCGGAUCGGGGAGCCCGGAGCAGGGCAGCAGCUCCUGCCUGGCCCAGCUGCUGGAGAGCGAGGCCACCAACCCCUCCGAGUACGAGUUCAGCUUCCACCUGGAGAUCCGGGGGCCGUGCUUGCUGGCAGGCGUCGAGAGCCCCACGCACAAAAUCCGCGCGGACGCUGACCCCUCGGCUCGCUCGGCGAGGAGCAUCGUCAUCACGCUGGCCGACAAGCACACCUUCGACAGGCCCGUGGAGAUCCUGAUCCACCCCAGCGAGCCCCACAUGCCUCACAUCUUGAUGGAAGGCGGCGAUAUGACGCCCGCGGAGUACGAGCGGCACCUGAAGGGGAAGAACGAUUUCAUCAAAGGCACCAAGAAGGACCCCAGCGCCCAAAAAAAGACAGAAAUCAUCAGGAAGCGCCUGAACAAGGACAUCCCCCACCACCCUGUCGUCAUGCUGAACUUCUGCCCGGACCUGCGGACGGCCCAGGAGGAUCUCCGCAAAGCCCCCGGCGAGUUUAUCUUCCUGGUGGACCGCAGCAGGAGCAUGAGCAGCGGCAGCAUCGACCGCGUCAAGGAUGCCCUGCUGGUCCUCCUGAAGAGCCUGACCCCCGCCUGCCUCUUCAACAUCGUGGGCUUCAGCUCCACUUUCAAGGCGCUGUUCCCCGCCAGCAGGAGCUACUGCGAGGAGAGCCUGGCCGUCGCCUGCGAGAGCCUCAGGAGGAUGCGGGCUGACAUGGGCAGCACCAACAUCUUGUCGCCCCUGAGGUGGGUCGUGCGGCAGCCGAUCCCCAGGGGCCACCCCCGGCUGCUCUUCCUGCUGACGGCCGGGGCCGUGGGCGACACGGGGAAGGUCCUGGAGGUGCUGAGGAACCACUCGUCCUCCACCAGGUGCUACAGCUUCGGCAUCGGCCCCAGCGCCUGCAGGAGGCUGGUGCAGGGGCUGGCCACCGUGUCCAGGGGCAGCGCCGAGUUCCUGGCCGAGGGCGAGCGGCUGCAGCCCAAGAUGAUCAGGUCGCUGAAGAAGGCGAUGGCGCCGGUCCUGAGCGACGUGUCCGUGGAGUGGGUCUUUCCCGAAAGCACUGAGGUCUUGGUGUCCCCGCUCAGCACCAGCUGCCUCUUCCCCGGUGACCGCCUGGUUGGCUACGGCGUCGUCUGCGACACCUCGCUGUACCUCUCCAACCCCCGAUCCGACAAGAGGCGGCGGUACAGCAUGAUGCGCUCCCAGGAGUCGAGCAGCUCGGUUUUCUUGCACUCCCAGGAAGAGGGAGCCAGCACGGAGAGCUGGAGCUACCCGGAGGGGGCCGAGCGUGCCCCGGAUCAGCUGGCGGUGGGCAGGGACCCCGGCGGAGAAUCGGACACGGACACGGGAACUGAUGCCAAGACAUCCUCCAGGAGACGGGCGUUCAGUGCCAACCAGGUCACCAGCCACGAGCCCCUCCGCAAGGAGCCCACGGCCAGCGAUCCGGGCAGCGCCCUGCUGAGGAAUCCCCUGCGCAAAGCCCACCUGCAGGACCUGCAGCAGCUCAGCCCCGAGCCGUGCCCGCUGGAUUUCCAGCCCUUCACCACCAGGAUCCGUGGCGCGGGUGCCCGCCGGCCGUCCCUGCUGCACGGGAGCUGCGUGUCCUCCUGCCAGCACCCCGAAUCCCCGCCAGUGCCCGAGGCUGCUGCUGGACAGGGCUUGGGGCCGCUGGAUGCCAGCAGCAGCCUGAGGUCCUCAUCCGACAGCCGAAGCCCCGGGGAGCCCGAAGGCGCCCAGCAUCCGUCCUUCACCUUCGAGACGGAGACCUCCUCCGACUGGGAGCCCCAGGACUGGGAUUUCGGCGCCGCCCGGGGCUCCCCGUGCUCGCCCCGUGCCACCUGCAAGGCGGUGGUGAAGGGGCUGCGGGGCGGCGAGCCCGUGCAGUGGGAGGUCGCCUUCGACAUCCGCCCGCUCCUCCGCGAGCGGGGCAGCCGGGAGGAGGGCGACGAGGACCUGUGGAGCGAGACCUUCCACCACCUGGCAGCCAAAUCCGUCAUCCGGGACCUGGAGCAGCUGGCAGAGAGGGAGUGUGAAAUCGAGCACGGGUCAGGCCGGCGGCACCAGCUCAGCGCCGUGCACACCAGCAAGGCCUGCAACAUCAUCAGCAAGUACACGGCGUUCGUGCCGGUGGAUCUGAGCACCAGCACCUACCUGCCCCCCAGCGUCGCCUACACCCGCACGGGGCCAGCGGCCAGGCAAGGCAGCCCGAGGAGCCUCAGCUCGGGACACAGGAGGCACCGCGGCGGUUCUGCGGCGUGUCCCCUGUCACCCUGCGGCCAGGACGGGGAUGAUGGAUUUCAUGGCACAGAUGCGGACGAGGCCGGGCCGUCGCCCUGCAGCACCCCGCUGUCCUCCAGCUGCCGUCCCCCAGAAGCGCCGUCCCAGAGCCUGGCUGCCUCUUCUGCACAUUCCCCAAAACCCAUCGAGAGUCUCUUUGCUGCGAGGCUGACCCUCCACAAAACCAGGCUGCUGACUCGAGCUGCCAAGGGUUUCAUGAACAAAUCCCCGGGCAGAACGAGCGAGGCCAGCUCGGAGAGCGACAGCGAGAGCAUCGACUACCUUCCUCUGGUGUCCCUGCAGCUGGCCUGCGGCGCCUUCCUCCUCAACUCAGCCUUCUGCGAGGCGCUGGGCAUCCCCAUGGAGAAGCUGAAGCGCACCUCGCCUUUCUCCUGCCACCGCCUGGCGCUCAGCCCCUCCGCCCCCAGCAGCUCCAGGAAGGCCGUGCCCGGCGGGGAGCGCGCAAACCUCGGGCACGACGGGCAGCACCCAGUCCCCGAUGGCACCCGCGGGGCCGUCAGCCCCUCCGAGGACGCAGCCGGCCGCCCUCGCCACUUCUCGGGGAGCGCCGUGGAGAGCAUCUCCAAAUCCCUGCGAGCCGAGAGCGAGCUGUCCCCGCCGGCCAUCACCAUCCGCCGCUUCUCCUCCCCGGAGCAGCACGGCCCCGAGGUGCAGGCUCUGCUGGCCGACAUCGAGCUGCGGCGGCAGACGGAGCCCGAGGGGAUGCUGUGGGCCACGGCCGUGGCGCUGGCCUGGCUGGAGCACAGCUCGGCCGCCUACUUCGUGGAGUGGGAGCUGGUGGCGGCCAAAGCCAGCCUGUGGCUGCGGGAGCAGCGCUUCCCGCAGGGCUGCAGCCUGGCAGCGGUGAAGGCGGCGGCCCAGCAGCUCUUCGUCUUGCUCAGGCACUGGGAGGAGAACCUGGAGUUCAACCUGCUGUGCUACAACCCCGGCAGCGUGUAGGGAGCUUGGGGAGGACAAGAGGAGAGGUUCAGGGACCUGUCCCCAAGGCAGCAGCCGGCGCUGUGCCUUAGGAGCUGGAGGCGCAGAGCGCGGCCCCCUCCGAGCAGGAGCACCCUGCGUGAAAACAGCAAAAGGAAAUUUAAUUCCCUGCCAAAAUGCCAAAACUUCCCAUCCUCCUUUCCACCCAGGAGCCUGCUGUGCCCUCCUGGGGGGCUCUGCCCUCCCCAGCCACAAGUGACACCCCCCCCAUCUCCACUCCUUGCUUCCCUGCUGCUGAGAGAACAUUUUCCAGCCCAAAGCUCGCUUGUUACUAGAAGUCAGUGGCGUUCCCGACUUCAGUACAGCUUUCAGGCAUUAUUAUUUAUUUAUAUAUUUAUUUUCGUUAGCUUUCUGCUGGAGAAAGGCCCUGGUUCUGUUUCAGCUGCGCUGAUUUUGUCUGGGGGGGGGGGGGGCUUGGAAAAAAAACGAAGGAAGCGCAGCUGAGUGACGGGCACGCAGGUUUUGGCUCCUCCGCUGAGCAGGGAUGGGUAGGACGGGGAGUGUGAGAGGAAGAGAUGAAAACUGCAGCUGGAGAGUGUUGGAAAACAGCGGGAAAAUGUGGCAAUAUUGGCAAGGCUGUUCCCUUUGAGACAAAGCAUCUUCUCUUUUAAACCUCCCGGCGGGGGAAAGCCUCCUCUCGGCUCCCCAGCAGAGCGCCGGGAGCCAGGAGGGGCUUUGCAGGAAACCUUUUGCUUUUUCUGACCGGAGCUGGUGGGGAUGGGCAUCUUCACGGCUCUGUUAGCGCUGGGGUUGUUGCCUCUUCUUGCUCCCAAAGCAACGAGUCCCAGCUCCAGCCCGCUUUUUGCUGUAAAAAAGCAUCAGGGAGAGCUGCCACGGGGCUGUUUUGGUGCCAAACAGCCUGGUUUGCGGCAUGAUGCAGCUCGUGAGCAAAACCUACCUCUGGUUCCCUGCCCUCCCCUGCCCACUGCCACCCCUCAGCUCCCCAGGAUUUCCCCAGCAGGGUUUAUCCCCGGGCACAGCACCCCAAGCCCUGCCCGCCUCACCGCUUGCUGGCUUCCCGAUCCCUUUGUCUCCCCAAAAUCCCAGAAUCUCUCCCGGAGGCUGCCUCAGCGCUCUGCUCGCCCGCAGCCACCGGCAAAAUGAGUUCCCAACACGGGGGCUGCUGGAGCCGGCAGCUCCCCUGUGCCGGGUUCAGGCUGGGUGCUCAGGGUGUUGGCACAGCCCUUCCUGCGUCCUCUUUUUGGGGAGAGGGGCCAAAAGGGGCUGGUGCUGCUCUUACUGCUCUCCAGCAUCCCACAGAGAAUCUCUUGGUACUGGAGGAUGCUCCAGAAUGGCACCAAGGCUUCAGUGGGUGAGCAUCCUUCGGCACCUUGCCUUCUCCCCUCAGUGUGCAGCAGCCUCGCCGCGUCUCAGCAGGUUCCUGGUGUCCGUGUGUGUCCGUCCAGGGGGUCCCCGAGUGUCCCUGCCUCGUGUCACCUCGCCGGGGUCCCCAUCUCCGCCGGGGGCUCCUUGGCACCGUCGCGUUCUCCGUCGCAGCCGUGUCGUUGUCCCGGUGAAUCAGAGCCCGCUUGGUUUGUCCGCCGUGGGUACGCCGUUUUGGGGUCUCUGUGCGCAGUGUGGUGUGAGUUGUGUAGGAAAACAACAACAAAAAAUCAAACAAAAUACACAAAAAUCCACCUCC